This is a messenger RNA of Lachancea mirantina, 738 nucleotides long. Lineage: Eukaryota; Fungi; Ascomycota; Saccharomycetes; Saccharomycetales; Saccharomycetaceae. The record is from the annotation of a GenBank genome assembly.
AUGGCUAAUUUACAGGAGUAUUCUGGCACCACAAUGGGUACUAGUAUCGAGACGAGAUUUGCCCCAGUGUAUUACGGUGGAUAUAGUGAAUCGCGCGAAACACUAAUCGAGUGCGCACCGGUUGUAAGGGCAAGAGGAGCAGGGUCGCAAAGUGGAAGUUGUGAGCUCGAAUUUGCAGGUUUCUGUAACGCGUUGGACGACAAACCGGAACCGGAAACGUUGCAACUGGAGACGUUGCCAAAGCUGUGCACGCGCUCCAUUUGUGCGAAAACUGCCGGAAGGGUUUCAAAGCGUGAAAGGCUGCGAAAAUGGUUGCGGUCGAGGUGUGCGAGGCCGCGGGGUUUGGAAAUUUUUGGCGAGCACUGCUGUAUGCAUGAAGCAGAGAUCGGGUGUGAUCAGCCACGUACUAGUCCCAUUUCUGGCGAUACUUUGAGAGGAGAGUGUGCGAUAUCAGAACCGGAGCUCGGUGUCGACACCAGAGUUGACACCUCAUUCGAUGACGCGGCGAAAUCGGUCAAAUCCAGAAGACGCGACCGGAUUGCGAAAUUCUGUUUCGGACAGAGGUGGCCCGUGAGUCGGGGAAGGGCGGAGAUCACGCUUACAGAAAAGUACUUGGGAUCCGAGGAAAACCUGGCGAUGUGCAUUGACGAUAUGGAGAGCAUGCCGUUCAGCCUUGAACAUUUGGAAUUGCAACUGGCACAAAGUGAUGCAGAGUCGUUCACAGGCGUCCGAAUCUAG